Messenger RNA from Dermatophagoides farinae (American house dust mite), 3194 nucleotides. Its product is annotated as sodium/potassium-transporting ATPase subunit alpha. The record is from RefSeq and is a predicted model, not a curated record. Gene Ontology annotation, cellular component: plasma membrane. Gene Ontology annotation, molecular function: ATP hydrolysis activity; ATP binding; P-type sodium:potassium-exchanging transporter activity. Lineage: Eukaryota; Metazoa; Arthropoda; Arachnida; Sarcoptiformes; Pyroglyphidae. Gene Ontology annotation, biological process: intracellular sodium ion homeostasis; intracellular potassium ion homeostasis; potassium ion import across plasma membrane.
UUCUUCUUUUGUUUCAUCAUCCAUAUUGGUCAACAUUAAUUGAAGAAAUUGUCGAAAAAUAAAUAAAUAAACAAAAAUGGCCAAAGUAAACGGAAAUAAAUCCUCGAAAAAGGAUACGAAUCUCGAUGAAUUGAAACAGGAAGUGUCGAUGGACGAACAUCGUAUCAGUUUGGGUGAACUGUACAGUCGUCUAGGCACACAUCCUGAUCAUGGCCUUACACCAUCCCGAGCCAAGGAAGUACUAUUACGUGACGGUCCAAAUGCAUUGACACCGCCAAAGACAACACCAGAAUGGGUAAAAUUCUGUAAACAAUUAUUCGGUGGUUUCGCAUUACUGCUAUGGAUCGGUGCUUUCCUUUGUUUCUUCGCCUAUGCAAUUCAAUCAACGUCUGAAGAAGAACCGGCACCGGAUAAUCUUUAUCUUGGUAUUGUAUUGGCCGUUGUCGUCAUUAUUACCGGUAUUUUCUCCUAUUAUCAGGAGGCAAAAUCAUCGGCCAUUAUGGAAUCAUUCAAAUCAUUGGUGCCACAAUAUGCAACGGUUGUUCGUGAAGGACAGAAACAUACAAUACCGGCCGAAGAAGUUGUUGUCGGUGAUGUUGUUGAAGUGAAAGGUGGUGAUCGUAUUCCGGCUGAUAUUCGUGUCUUCAAAAGUCAUGGCUGUAAAGUAGAUAAUUCAUCAUUGACCGGUGAAUCUGAACCACAAACACGAUCGCCCGAAUUGACUAGUGACAAUCCUUUGGAAACAAGAAAUUUGGCUUUCUUUUCGACUAAUUGUGUUGAAGGUGCCGCAACCGGUGUCGUCAUCAAUACUGGUGAUCGAACAAUUAUGGGUCGUAUUGCUAAUCUGGCUUCCGGUUUAGAAAUGGGUGAAACACCAAUCGCCAAGGAAAUCUCUCAUUUCAUCCAUAUUAUUACCGGUGUGGCUGUAUUUUUGGGUGUAACAUUCUUUAUUAUUGCAUUUAUUUUGGGUUAUCAUUGGUUGGAUGCUGUCAUCUUUUUAAUCGGUAUUAUUGUCGCUAAUGUACCUGAAGGUUUAUUGGCUACCGUAACAGUAUGUUUAACAUUGACCGCUAAACGUAUGGCAAGUAAAAAUUGUUUGGUUAAAAAUCUGGAAGCUGUCGAAACAUUGGGUUCAACAUCUACUAUUUGUUCGGAUAAAACCGGUACAUUGACACAGAAUCGUAUGACCGUUGCUCACAUGUGGUUCGAUAAUCAUAUUAUUGAAGCUGAUACUACUGAAGAUCAAAGUGGUGUACAAUAUGAUAAAAGUUCACCUGGAUGGAAAGCAUUAUCACGAACAGCAUCAUUAUGUAGUCGUGCUGAAUUCAAAGCUAAUCAAGAUAAUAUACCAAUUUUGAAACGUGAAUGUGCUGGUGAUGCCUCGGAAAGCGCCAUCCUUAAAUGUAUGGAAAUUGCUUUGGGCAAUGUAAUGGAUUUUAGACGAAAAAAUCAAAAAAUUUGUGAAAUUCCAUUCAAUUCGACCAACAAAUAUCAUGUUACCAUUCAUGAUUGUCCUGAAACUAAAAGCUACUUGUUAUGUAUGAAAGGUGCACCGGAACGUAUUUUGGACCGAUGUAGUACUAUUUUCAUUAAUGGUGAAGAAAAAGUAUUGAAUGAUGAAUUGAAAGAUGCAUUCAACACUGCUUAUCUGGAAUUGGGUGGUCUUGGUGAACGUGUUAUCGGUUUCUGCGAUCUAGCAUUGCCAUUGGAUAAAUUUCCAAAAGGAUAUCCAUUUGAUGCUGAUGAAGCUAAUUUCCCAUUGGAUAAUCUUCGUUUCUUAGGUUUAAUCUCUAUGAUUGAUCCGCCACGUGCAGCUGUGCCGGAUGCUGUAGCUAAAUGCCGUUCAGCUGGUAUUAAAGUUAUUAUGGUUACUGGUGAUCAUCCUAUCACUGCUAAAGCUAUUGCUAAAGCUGUUGGAAUUAUUUCAGAAGGUACCGAAACUGUUGAAGAUAUUGCCAAUCGUUUGAACAUCCCGGUUGAAAAUGUUAAUCCACGUGAUGCUAAAGCAGCAGUUAUUCAUGGUCAAGAAUUGAAAGAUAUGACAUCGGAAGAAAUCGAUGAAGUAUUACGACAUCAUUCUGAAAUCGUAUUCGCUCGAACAUCACCACAACAAAAAUUGAUUAUUGUUGAAGGUUGUCAACGACAAGGUGCUAUUGUAGCCGUAACUGGUGAUGGUGUCAAUGAUUCACCUGCAUUGAAAAAAGCCGAUAUCGGUGUUGCUAUGGGUAUUGCUGGUUCUGAUGUUUCGAAACAAGCUGCCGACAUGAUAUUGUUGGAUGAUAAUUUCGCUUCAAUCGUUACCGGUGUUGAAGAAGGUCGUUUGAUUUUUGACAAUCUUAAAAAAUCGAUUGCAUACACAUUGACAUCAAAUAUUCCGGAAAUUUCACCUUUCCUAUUCUUUAUCAUCUUCAAUACACCAUUGCCAUUGGGUACGGUCACUAUUCUUUGCAUCGAUUUAGGUACCGACAUGGUUCCCGCUAUUUCACUUGCUUAUGAACAGGCUGAAUCGGAUAUUAUGAAACGACAACCACGUGAUCCACAACAUGAUAAAUUGGUAAAUGAACGUCUUAUUUCGGUAUCAUAUGGCCAAAUCGGUAUGAUUCAAGCAGCUGCCGGUUUCUUCUCAUAUUUCGUCAUUAUGGCUGAACAUGGUUUCUGGGGUUGGAUGCUUUUCGGUUUACGUGAAAAAUGGGAUUCACAAGGUGUUAAUGAUCUUGAAGAUGCUGCUGGUCAAGAAUGGACUUAUCAUGCCCGUAAAAAGUUGGAAUACACUUGUCAUACCGCUUUCUUUGUGGCCAUCGUCGUUGUACAAUGGGCCGAUUUGAUUAUCUGCAAAACACGAAGAAAUUCACUUGUUCAUCAAAAAAUGAAAAAUCAUGUGCUCAACUUUGGCCUUUGUUUCGAAACUGCAUUGGCUGCUUUCCUUUCAUACUGCCCAGGCAUGCCUAUCCUACUUCGACUAUAUCCUCUCAAAUUUACCUGGUGGCUAGUGCCGAUUCCAUUCUCUUUAUUGAUUUUUGUCUAUGAUGAAAUUCGUCGUUUCAUUUUACGUCGCAAUCCUGGUGGUUGGGUCGAAAAAGAGACUUAUUAUUAGACAUUUUUCAAUACAAAUACAAAUACAAUACAAAAAUCCACUUAAUCCAUAUUUGUACACACACACACACACCAUUCACACCUAUCAAUCAAUUACAAAA